This is a messenger RNA of Papilio machaon (common yellow swallowtail), 468 nucleotides long. Its product is annotated as basic salivary proline-rich protein 4-like. The record is from RefSeq and is a predicted model, not a curated record. The transcript has a single exon. Lineage: Eukaryota; Metazoa; Arthropoda; Insecta; Lepidoptera; Papilionidae. The coding region runs from base 1 to 468 and encodes 155 amino acids.
AUGAUCAAUGCCCGCCUACAAGACCUGGAGAUGCGCCUUCCUCCGGAGCCCGUCAUGAGGCCCCCCCUGCGUGCCGACCAACGGCAGCCGCCGCCGCCCCGUCACAAGUCCCGGUCGGGGAUCGAGGAGGGCGCCAUGGAGGUGGAUGGGGAAGCCCAGCCAUCCCCGGCGCCCACACCUAGGGCGGUAAAGAAGGCACCGAAGAAGGGCGCUGCAAAGCGGCCGACUGCCCCCCCGCCACCUCCUCCCUCCAAGGGAAAACAGGGGGCAGGACAGGCAGACGCGACCCCUCCCCCCCCCAACCGCUGGAACAAGUGGAGAGGGGGAAGCCCAGUCGGGGACUGUGGGCAACUCCUGGUCCGAGGUUGUCCGGCGGAAGAAGAGGGGAAAUGCCGCUGUCGCUGCUUAUUCCCCCCCCUCAGCCGGAACAACCCGGCAGAUCGCCCCGGCCCCACCAAAGGCCGUUAA